GGCCCUCUCUCCCCAGUCUCUCUGUGCAGUCAGUGUUGAUAAGGCCCUGUGCUGACGGCGUUCAGUUGCCUUUGUAACGCAGGCAGUGUCCUCUGUGCAGAUUCUGUUGUGAUACACGACCGAACCGUUUGCUAUUUCACACGCAAUCCUCAGGGGAGCAGAGCAGAUGGGAGCUUGGUGUGCUUGCAUGCUUACACUCAGCGUGCACCUGUUUGAUACAGGACCCAGCAGUGGCAGAAACGAUGUCGGGACUCGCUGAAGAUAUUUGCACAGGCACGAGGAGGAAUGGAGAUGUGCACAGUUCUCCCAGCCGCGGUGCAAAGAGUGAACCAACAUCAGCACUCUUCUUUACAAGUCCCUUUAUGCCUAUGAGGUUUCUGUCAACUAUGGUUCUGCUUGCAAUCGAGACACGAGUGAAUUACCUGGAGCAGGCAUUUCGUUCCCUUACCAGGGACUUGAGGACUGGGGAAGGAAAGACCUUAUUUUUGAGAUACCAGUGCGUGCCCAUCUUGUUACGACACCUAAAUGCAUCCAACAAGCAACAGCUUUCUGGUGCUCUUGAUGGCUUACAUCAGAUGGCCACAGAAUCUGCUUUGCUUGGUAAUAAAGUAAUUAAGAAACAGACAACUGCAGCAUGAAACCUGAGCAGGAUUGGUGCUAUCUGGCCUGACUUGGAAGAGGAAUCCCACCAGCAGUGCAUCUGGCAGCAGCUGUUUUGAGAUGCUGGAUGCCUCGCCUUGGAAGGAUAACGGAGCGACGUUGUGAGAGGGUCAGGUUUUGCCGUGUUGCUUCUCGUACAGGAUCCUCCUUGGGGAAGGAGGAGCAAAGGUUGUUGAAUGGGCAUAGGACUGGGCAGUGAUUUCUCAGAAGCUGGAGGAACUGGCUUUCUGCAGUGCUCUUCUCUUUGGCAGAAUCAGUUGCCCACACAAGUCACUGUCUGCCCCUGUUCUGUAGCACUCACUGACCCAAGCAUUGGGCUGCUCUGACAAAUCAGACCUCUGAUGCUAGACACAAGCUGGGCUGCAAACCUCCGGUAUGCCUUCUGUCACUGUGAUUUGGCUCUCUGGUUGCUGACCAGAUCUCUGGGGGCUUCCUGACAGGCAGGAAUGUGUUCAGGAGGGCUUGUUGGGACGCACCCUGCAGGCACCGACUGCACGGGCUGCUGCCUCUUCACACAGUGCCACUUGUGCACUGAAGGCACUGGCUGUUGGUCAGUUUGUGCACC
Molecule: messenger RNA, 1225 nt
Organism: Meleagris gallopavo (turkey)
Lineage: Eukaryota; Metazoa; Chordata; Aves; Galliformes; Phasianidae
Source: RefSeq, a predicted model, not a curated record